AUGGAGAACGGGAGUUCGUACGGGACGUCGUGGGCCGACCAGUGGGACUACGGCCAGGACGCGGCUCGGGCGAGCAACGGCGCCGGCGGGAAGAGCGGCAAGAAGAGCGCCGCCCUGGAGAAGACGAAGGCGGUGGCCUCCACGACCCUGAAGAAGGCGAAGCACGGCACCAGCCUCGGUCUCCAGUGGAUCAAGGAGAAGUACCACGACCACAAGGCGAAUCGCAAGCACUGA
Molecule: messenger RNA, 234 nt
Organism: Spirodela intermedia
Lineage: Eukaryota; Viridiplantae; Streptophyta; Magnoliopsida; Alismatales; Araceae
Source: the annotation of a GenBank genome assembly